AUGGGCAGGAACCAGCUGGGGCUGGGAGGGUUAGAGCCUCGGGUUCGCUCUCCGCUGGGCUGCUUCGAGAACCUAGAUUCGAAAAGAGCUUCCGGAGGUCACGUCUAUGCACUUCUCCACCACUACCCCCUAACCUUGCCCCCGGGAAUGCUGGCCGCCCUGUUUUUUCACUAUUCGAGAUCGCUCGCUGCUCUCCUAGCCUUCCUCCUGAGUCUCUCAGCCGCUGGACCGAUACAUUUGCCUAUACCCUGGACCAAUUCCAGGCGACUCCGGGUCCCGGCGCUCAUCACACGCAGCCCCGAACUCCCCAACCGCGAAGGCCCGACGCCCCGGGCAUCUGGAAGCCAGAGGCUCGGUUGA
This is a messenger RNA of Physeter macrocephalus (sperm whale), 360 nucleotides long. It is a transcript of the gene PRAC2, whose product is annotated as PRAC2 small nuclear protein. Lineage: Eukaryota; Metazoa; Chordata; Mammalia; Artiodactyla; Physeteridae. The record is from RefSeq and is a predicted model, not a curated record. Bases 1 to 360 code for a protein of 119 amino acids. The transcript has 3 exons.